GGUCAGAUGUCGCGUCCUAAUGAUAGCGCCACCCUUAGCCGGGGGACGUUUGGACGAGUCAGAAGCCUAGGUGCAAGUCACUCCGAGAAAGCCUUUAGACAGUCCAGCCUAGCCCGGCACCUAGACGGCAGAGAGUUGCUGGUUUUCGAGAACAGACCGAUCAACCCCAACAGCUCGGCUCCCAGCAAUUAUUUUUUGGACGACAUUGGGAGCUCAUCUUGAGUUGACUAGAGCUUAGAGCAGACACGGUGAAGGAUACAACCAGAAUUACCUCAUUGUUGAACAUUACUCCUGCAUCACGACAACUCGCCAAGCAAUUCACGCGCGGAAAUCAAACGAGCUCCCGAUCGCGUUCGGUUGACCCGACGUACACCAGCCAAGAUGGCGUCCAGAGCCAUGGUCCCGUUUCUGGUGGCCAUGAUGUUACUGACUGGUGUUUGUAAUACACUGUUGACGAAGUACCAAGACAACCAGUGCGUCCGCAACUGCGAGGACCCUGACCCCAAGAAGCGGGUACACUUCGAGCAGCCCGUAAUCCAGACGGCGCAAAUGUUCGUCGGUGAGAUGGGCUGCUGGCUGGUCAUCGGCCUCAUGUCGCUCCGCGAACGCUACAUGGCCAGGAAGCAGGCCGCCGGCUACGAGGCCGUCCGUAGCUCCGAUGAUGUCCCCGACGCCGACGACGCCAGCGUACACUCGACCACGGCCCUCAACGGCACCGGCGCUGGCAAGCCCGUCCACGCCCAUGACUCGAUGCUUGCAGGCAUCCGCGUCUUCCUCCUUGCCAUACCCGCCAUCUGCGACAUUUGCGGCACCACUCUCAUGAACGCCGGUCUGCUCAUGGUGGCCGCCUCUAUAUACCAGAUGACCAGGGGUGCGCUUGUUCUCUUCGUCGGCUUGUUCAGCGUCGUGUUCCUCCGCCGCAGGCUGCACCUCUUCCAGUGGCUGUCCCUGGUCGGUGUCGUCACCGGCGUCGCCAUCGUGGGCCUCGCCGGUGCUAUAUACCCGGACAAGGCCAAGCCAGGCUCCCCACACAGCGAAGUGGUUCCCACUUCUACCCCCUUCCAGGCCGCUUCCACCGCGGAAGGCGGUCUGGAUGCCAAUGCGCUGCGCGCCGUCGUCGGCGUGCUCCUGAUUGCCGGUGCCCAGAUCUUUACCGCAACCCAGUUCGUGGUCGAGGAGUGGCUUCUCGAGCGUUCGACCAUCGAGCCGAUCCGCGUCGUCGGCUGGGAGGGCAUCUUUGGCUUCUCCGUCACCGUCCUGGGAAUGAUCGUCAUGCAUCUCGCCAUCGGCCGUACCGAAACCGGUAAAUAUGGGUACUUUGACAUGGUUGAGGGCUGGCGGCAGAUGGUUGAGAACCCCAGGGUGCUGAUUUCCAGUGUCCUCAUUAUGAUCAGUAUUGGUGGAUUCAACUUCUUUGGACUCUCGGUCACUCGCACCGUCAGUGCCACCUCGCGCUCGACAAUCGAUACCUGCAGGACCCUCUUUAUCUGGAUAGUUUCUCUCGGACUCGGCUGGGAGACUUUCAAAUGGCUGCAGGUGCUUGGUUUCGGAUUCCUGGUCUACUUCACCUUCCUCUUCAACGGCAUCGUCCAGCCUCCUUUCAAAUUCCUCCAAGUCGAUGAAGAGAUCGAGGAGCUGCUGCCCGAGGAACCUGUGGAGCACAUUUAAAGUCCCCUGUUCAAAGUUUACACCGGCAUGUCGUGCCGGUAUUUGGGGACCAAGAUGUGGGCUUCGAGCCAUGCGUGCACUCUUCAAGAGACGCACGAUUUUUUCAUAUGUUUGUUUCCUCGUCUCUCUUUGGGAUAGGCGUUCAUCGGGUCAGGGCGUUGACGGGUUAUGUAUGGUAGUGUUUUUACUUCGUACUUUGGCUGGCUAGAUUGGCACAUGAUUGGCUAUAAUUCAGCAUUUUCCAUUUUAACCUUCGGAGUAUCUUCUAUACGUACAAAUUAUGAUGACAUUUGUGACUUGUACAAAAUACCACAUGAUGUCCAUCAUGAUCC
Messenger RNA from Pyricularia oryzae 70-15, 2000 nucleotides. RefSeq lists its product as uncharacterized. Gene Ontology annotation, cellular component: Golgi membrane; intracellular membrane-bounded organelle. The record is from RefSeq and is a predicted model, not a curated record. Gene Ontology annotation, biological process: pyrimidine nucleotide-sugar transmembrane transport. The transcript is spliced from 3 exons. NCBI's taxonomy places the organism in Eukaryota, Fungi, Ascomycota, Sordariomycetes, Magnaporthales, Pyriculariaceae. Gene Ontology annotation, molecular function: pyrimidine nucleotide-sugar transmembrane transporter activity. Bases 382 to 1668 code for a protein of 428 amino acids.